Polypterus senegalus (gray bichir) is the source of this 2369-nucleotide messenger RNA. RefSeq names its product transmembrane serine protease 2 (gene tmprss2). Lineage: Eukaryota; Metazoa; Chordata; Cladistia; Polypteriformes; Polypteridae. The record is from RefSeq and is a predicted model, not a curated record. The transcript has 14 exons. Gene Ontology annotation, biological process: proteolysis. The coding region runs from base 120 to 1574 and encodes 484 amino acids. Gene Ontology annotation, cellular component: membrane. Gene Ontology annotation, molecular function: protein binding; serine-type endopeptidase activity.
UCAGCAGGAAGACUGUUACGCCACUUCAGUAUGCACUAAAGAGAGAACGGUACAUUAAGAAGGACAUAGCAUGCACUAAACCUCCUGAUCUGAAUCGCCAGGGAGGACUCUUUACUGCUAUGGCAACUAGGGCAAAUUAUGCAAACUCAGGACCAUAUUUUGUGAAUUAUGGAUUUAACUUGGAACAAGAGCAACCUACUCCAUACAGUCAAUAUGAUAACAGACAUGUUUACCACAUUCCUCAACAAGCACCCUCAGCAGUGCCUCAGUAUACACAAAGACUGCCCCCACAUUUUAUAUCCUCCAGGCAGACAUCACCUUCUCUUGAUAGUAUAUCCUCCACAGUUGACAGAAGAAAAGUACGCAUGUUAUUAGGUGCUUUUGCUGCUACUGUUAUUUUGGCAGUGACUGGGAUUAUAGUUUGGUAUUUAGUUACUGUUGCAUGUCUCUUUGGUGUUACCUGUGGAACAUCAGGAAAAUGCAUUAGUUCUUCUCAGUGGUGUGAUGGAAUUAGACAGUGUCCUGAUGGUGAAGAUGAAGAGAUGUGUUUUCGUUUAUCUGGAGACAAUUUUCUUCUACAAGCAUAUUCAUCUAAAAGCAGAUCAUGGAAACCAGUUUGUGCUGAUAAAUGGAAUGAUAAAUAUGGCAAGGCUACCUGCUCACAAAUGGGCUACAGCAGUGACACAUAUUUUCAGUUUGGACUUGUUACCCAAGCAUCUGUAGAUUCCAGUGAAUUUUUGACAGUGGAUACGAGUUCGGGAGAAACAUCAGUACAACUUACAAACAGUGGUUCAUGUUCAACUGGAUCAGUAGUGACUCUUCAGUGUAUAGACUGUGGGAUGACAUUUUUAGUUUCCACACGCAUUGUUGGUGGGACGUCAGCUCGUUUAGGACAGUGGCCUUGGCAGGUUAGCCUAUGGAGUGAAGGGGAACAUUGGUGUGGAGGAUCUAUCAUUACACCAUAUUGGAUUGUUACUGCAGCACAUUGUGUGGAACGCAAGAAUUCUCCUACUCAGUGGAAAGUUUAUGCUGGAAAACUAACCCUUUCAGAAAUGAAAACAACCAUUGGAUCCUCUGUAUCUCUGAUUGCAAUAAACAAGUAUUAUGAUUCCAAUGCAAAAAGUAAUGAUGUUGCCUUGAUGAAACUAACAUUGCCCUUAAAAUUCUCAAAUUCUGUGGCUCCUGUCUGUUUGCCUAACUUUGGACUGCCAGUAUCACAACAAGCAGAAUGCUUUAUAUCUGGAUGGGGGGCAUUAAAAUAUGCAGGAAGCACCAGUGAUAUGCUAAAUUAUGCCCGGAUAUAUUUAAUAAACUCGAGUGUCUGCAACAAUCGUAAUGUUUAUGGUGGACUGAUAACAAAAACCAUGUUCUGCGCUGGAUAUCUUGAAGGUGGAGUAGAUUCAUGCCAGGGUGAUAGUGGUGGUCCUUUAGUAACAAAGUUAAAGAACAUAUGGUGGCUUAUAGGAGAUACAAGCUGGGGUUAUGGAUGUGCUCAAGCAAAUAAGCCUGGUGUAUAUGGCAAUAUUACAGAAUUCCUCCCAUGGAUCUUUUCUAUCAUGCAAACCUAUAAAUAAGAAAAACAACAACGUGAAUGUCCUUGAUUUCAGUUGUACUGCAGUUCUUUUCAGUAUACUUCCAAGAGAGGUUUGGUUAUAUUUGUGCUAGAACUGAAACACAUUUUUCCAAAGUGCAUAUGAUUUUCCAUUACUGAAGCUUUUUAAGAGAUUGUUAUAUAGCCAUAAACUUUCAGGUGUAACUGUGGAGCACUUUAUAUUGGCGGCUGCCUAAUAAGAUAUUUUCUUAAGCCCCAAGAUCAAAAGAGACAGCUCACUAUUGUUACUUUAAACUGGAGUUACAAUUACCAGCUGAUGAAUGCCAAUAAUUUUAAAAUACUGUAACAAUAAGAAAAUCCAAACUGCUUUGAAGAUAAGUAAUUUAGUAGCUAAGUUUUUGGGAUAAUAUCUGCUGUUAAGAAUACAUGAAAUGUUUGAUUUAUACAAGAGUGAAGCAAACACAUUUUAUAAGAUUAUAUUUAUGAAGUUUUUUUUUUAUUUAUGAAGGCCUGUAAUAAUUUAUAAAAGCACCAUAUAUUUUAUAAUACAUUUAUUUAAUUUUUGUACAGCUACAGAUUUAGAAUCAGAACAAAGUAAAAUACAAUGCACUAUUUUUUAUACAAUUUCAAAGCUAUGUGAUGAAAUGUAUUGCCAUGUAAAGAUGUAACAAGCCCCACAUUUUAAACUACACUUUAUUUCUACACUCCACACGCAACACAUUUAGAUAGUGGCGCUGAGUGUGUUAUCCAUCCAUUCAUCCAUUAUCCAACCCACUAUAUCCUAACUACAGGGUCACAGGGGUCUGCUGUAGCCAAU